AUGAGGUGUUCAGCUACAGGGGAACGCUGUGAACCUGUGGACCAGGUGUUCAGCUACAGGGAACGCUGUGGAUCUGUGGACCAGGUGUUCGGCUGCAGGGGAACGCUGUGGAUCUGUGGACCAGGUGUUCGGCUGCAGGUGUUCGGCUACGGGGAACGCUGUGGAUCUGUGGGCCAGGUGUUCGGCUACGGGGAACACUGUGAACUUGUGGACCAGGUGUUCGGGCAGGGGACCACUGUGAACCUGUGGGCCAGGUGUUCGGCUACGGGGAAUGCUGUGGAUCUGUGGACCAGGUGUUCAGCUGCUGGUGACUGCUGUGAACCUUUGGACCAGGUGUUCGGGCAAGUGACCACUGUGAACCUCUGGACCAGGUUUUCGGCUACGGGGAACGCCGUGGAUCUGUGGACCAGGUGUUUGGCUAUGGGGAACACUGUGAACUUGUGGACCAGGUGUUCGGCUGCGGGGGACCACUGUGAACCUGUGGGCCAGGUGUUCGGCUACGGGGAACGCUGUGGAUCUGUGGACCAGGUGUUCGGCUGCCGAUACCGCGGCGAUGGAAAGUUCCAGUCGUGUGCCUUUCUCUUCGCCACGCAGUCCCGUUGCAACUGCAGCGAGGACAUGGUGAAGAUCUCCAUGGAGCCCUUUGUGAAGAGGUUCCAACCGGACCGCUACCAGGCGUGGAAGCAGGGCAAGGACUCCUGCGUCAUCGACCACACCCGGCCGACGCCCGUCUCCACGCCCGAGCUCCAGACCUGGCUCCACCGUCGCAAGAGGCCCAGACCCUCGGCUCAAAGCGGGAAGGCCCCGGAUUCCACUCCCGGCGAUAAGCAGGCAGCCGUGUGCAGUAAGAUCUGCACUGUCAGUGUGAGCAGGAUGGCGAGCGAUGGCGUGUGCGUGGCGCGUCGCACGGCCAUCCACGGAGGACUACCGGCCUCGUUCCGCAAUCCCGAGGAGGAGCGGAAGGAAGAAGAGAAGGUGGUGGAUGAGGAGGAGAGGAAGGAAGAAGAGGAGGAGGGAGAGCCCUGUCUUCCUCCUGGAGGGAAUCCCCAAGGGAGGACCCCACACACAGCACUACCAGAUCCAGAGCUCCUGUCUCCAAAAACAGACCCAACGGACAGCCAGAUCCUUCGGGAGCCGUCAGUCACCCUCUCUAAUGAUGCAGAAGACACCGGAACGUCCCUCCUGGGAGAGCAGAGAGGGGAAGCGUCUCCGGGUCAUGGCCCAGCAUGGAUUUCACCCGCUCCGUUGCACAGAGAGGGAAGUUCGGCAUCACCCGCGCUAAGCGCCAAUUACCCAGAGUCCUUGCGCCCCGAAGCGGAGACGAUCAGCGAUGCGUUAGGAGACACCGAGGAGGACCUGAAGGGCAAUCCUGUUCCUGCGGCGCGUGCCGAGGAGGCGUGUCCCGGCCCGUGGGCGAAUGGCGGUGACGCUGUGUCGCACCGCUCCUCCGAGCCCUCCUGCUCGCCCAAAAGCAUGACGGUCACCUCCUCCCCUCCUCUCCAGUGCAGCCUUCCUACAGGCCCCUGCCCUGCCACUCUCAGUCUCUCUGCCCUCACGCCCGUACCAGGACCUGUCUCUCAAAUGCCCUCUCUGACCCCUGAGGUCCCGGACGAGCCCCCCUGCCCGCCGCCCGCCCGGGACAUGCCCUCUCUCACCCCAGCAGUGGGGGAAGGGGCCGAAGGGCCCUUGUUGCCUGGAGACCAGGGGCCACAGGACCCUGCGGCACCUGUGCUGUCCCGAGAAGUGGCCACGCCCGCCGGGCUGACCGGAGGGGUCGUGACCGAAGCCCUUGUGCACGGUGACUGUGACGACACACCCAUAGGUCUGUACGGGCCAGCCGUCCAAGUGCAGGUGGCCCUCCCUGUCAUUCCGGACAAAGAGUUGUACCAGCCCACAGAGGCCAGAGAGCUGCAGACUCUCACACCAGUGCUAUGCGAUGCCAACACCACUCCCCUCGACUGCAACCUUGACCUACAGGAUCCCGCCACUACGCCCACUCUGUUGAUGGGAGAUAUGCAUGCGCUCCCUGCCCCUCUCGCCGGCUCGGCUGCUAAUCCGACCGAAAAUAACGGACUCCACCUUUCGGAAGAGACAACAAAAAGUGCCGGGUCUCUUCCUCACUGGGGCGUGGAAGCACUGGGAACAGAAUCCGGGAUCUUCCGCCCGGGAAUCUGGGACAGCCUGAAUUCCCAGGGUCCGGCGGUCCUGAUCGAGAACGUGCACCCGGAGUUCCCUGUGCUCCUGGCCGAGGACAAAGACGGUGACCCCUACGGCCUCAGCCCCCUGAGACACUGCGCCUGGAACAGGGUGGGGCUCCCUGAGACGGAGUCCCAGCGCCCCGUACCCCUGGAGACGGCGCCUGCGGGGGGCCUGGAGCGGACGGCGGCGGAUGUCCAAGCCGCACCCCAGAGUCCCGGGACGGCGACCGACAGCGGGGCGGCCGAGGCCCCCUCUCCACGCAGGGAGCUGACCACGCUGGCGCCCGUCGCCUGGGAGACGACCGUCCUCGGCGAGUCUUCGCCCCCGCGGGAGGAGGACACGGACACGGAGCUCAGCACCCCGAGGGGGGAGGAGACCAGCAGCGAGUCGACCGACCCGGACAGCGGCGACGCGGAGCUGGAGCCGGGGGAGAUAUGCGCGAAUCCCAGUCAGUUGGUGAUUAAGAUGGGCAGAAGGAGGGUUGCAAAGAGCUGGCGUCGCCCACUGAAGAAGCCUACCGCCCGAGCCACGUCCAGCGUGGUCAGACAACAGUCCGCCAGCGAUGAGGAGUAUCCAGACCUCUCCCUGACCAAUGAGGAGGGGCAGGAGGCGGAGCCUUGGGCCAAGCCCCUCCUCCGCCUCUGGCGUAACAGGAAGCCAAACUUCUUCGCCGAGAGGGAGUACAACGCUGCUGUGGCCAGGAUGGAGCCGUACUGCGCAGUGUGCACCCUGUUCAUGCCGUACUAUAAGCCAGGAGGCCCGGUGGAGGAGAGCAGAGUGGUGGUGGAGGAAGUCCCCGGUUCGACAAAGGCUCUCCCCGGCCUCCGGACCAAGCCCCUAAUCCCUGAGGUGUGCUUCUGGAAGCGGGAGUCCGGCCCGCCCAGCGCCCCUCUGGAGGAGGCCGGCCCCAGCCCGCUGAUCUCCUGCAGGAGGUGCUGUGUGAAGGUGCACGCAAGUUGCUAUGGCGUUCCUGCCCACGACGUCUGUGAGGAUUGGUCAUGUGACCGGUGCGUGAACGGAGAUAUAACCGCAGACUGCUGCCUGUGCAAUCUUAGGGGCGGCGCACUGAAACAAACAACCGACAACAAGUGGGCCCACGUCAUCUGCGCCGUGGCCAUUCCGGAGGUGAGAUUCGGGAACGAAGAAGAGCGGGUCGCCAUCGACAUCAGCAGGAUUCCCCCUCAGAGGUACAAACUGAAGUGCGUGUACUGCCGCAAGAGGAUUAAGAAGGUGUGGGGGGCGUGCGUCCAGUGCUCGUGCGGACGCUGCCUCACCUCCUUCCAUGUGACCUGCGCACACGCCACCGGGGUUACCAUGGAGCCUGACGAUUGGCCGCACGUGGUGUUUGUCACCUGCCAUCGGCACCAAUCACGGAGCCCUACUGCAAAGAGCAAUGCUUGCAAGAAGGACAUUGUCCUCGGACAGACGGUCAUCACAAAGCACAAGAACCUGAGGUACUACGGCUCGCGGGUCACACACGUCAUGGCCCAGACCUUCUACGAGGUCGUGUUCGACGACGGCUCUUUCAGCAACGACACUUUCCCAGAAGACAUCGUCAGCAGGGACUGCGUUCGCCUGGGGCCCCCGGCAGAGGGCGAAGAGGUGCAGGUGAAGUGGCCGGACGGACUCUUUUACGGAGCCAAGUACCUGGGAUCCAACACCUCCUACAUGUACCAGGUGGAAUUUGAAGAUGGCUCCCAGGUUAUGGCGAAACGGGAAGACGUGUACACUCUCGAUGAAGACCUGCCCAAAAAGGUGAAAGGACGUCUUUCCACAGCCUCCUGCAUGCGGUUCCGGGACGCCUUCCACGUGCCCCUGAUGGAAGGAGAGGCCAAGAGGCAGAGGGUGCCCAACUCCCGCUUCCAGAAGGACUACGUGGCUCACCUGGGCUGCCGCGCGGCCUCCAGGGGCGCGCCGGAGCCGCGCGGCGGGAGGGGGAAGUGAGGCCCGGCGCGGCACGACCGUUAGCACGUUAGCACGUUAGCUAAGAACGAAGCCGGAGGAAGGCCGAGAGGGGUUCUGGCUGAAGAGGACGCCGGUCGGCAACGUUCGAAAAGGAACGGUCACGGAGCUGGUCAUCCGCAAAAACCUUCAGAAGAAAUACAUCUAUAUUUGCUGCCUAAUGUUUUCUAAAUAAAUGAUUCAGCCUAAAAGAAUGUUUUUUUUUUGUUUUUUUUUGGUUUUUGUUCGUUUGUACAUUUCAAGAAUUCUGUGACUUUUCUAAACUGCCAAAGCUUUUGACCAGACUCGCUUGUUUAUAAACGGUUAGCCUGACGUAAUAAAACAACUCUCAGAUGUGCUUUUAUAUGCUAAUGUAUAUGCUGAGCAUGGUAAUCUUUGCACAUUUUUUUGCCUCUUCUAUGGAAUUUGUGAUUCAUUUGAUUUGUGAAAUUGCAAGUUAGUCAUUGUUCAAAGCUUGACAUAUGAUUUUUUUGUUAAUUUAUUGGGUUCACAGUACAUUUUAAAUGUAUUGUUGGGUAACGGAAAAUUAAAAUGUUCAGUUCUGCCUUUAA
Messenger RNA from Conger conger (European conger), 4712 nucleotides. RefSeq names its product lysine-specific demethylase 4C-like. Gene Ontology annotation, biological process: regulation of transcription by RNA polymerase II. NCBI's taxonomy places the organism in Eukaryota, Metazoa, Chordata, Actinopteri, Anguilliformes, Congridae. The record is from RefSeq and is a predicted model, not a curated record. The transcript is spliced from 19 exons. Bases 1 to 4143 code for a protein of 1380 amino acids.